GUAAGUGAUGUCUGUCAUUAGUCCAUACGAAAUAAGAUAUUUUUAUCAAAGUUUCAGUUUCUCCUCUCUAUAUAUACCCACAAUAACUGCUGCUUAAGAACUCAAUACAGAAAACCAUACCUAUCAUGGAUUUCGUAACAGAAACACAUAGUAAUCUGCAUGAUCGUCGAGAUUCGCUUGUGAUCCCAAUCGACGGCAUUGAGACGUUGGGUAUUGACACGAAGAGGCUGGGGUGGAGGAAAGUCUUGCGUUAUGUUGCUCAAGUGAUACGGGUGGCUGAUUAUAAAAAGACUGUUCAUGCUAUUAAGUUUGGGUUAGCUUUGGUGCUGGUUUCAUUGCUUUAUAUGCUUGAGGCAGUCCAUGAUAAGCUUGGUGAUAAUGCCAUGUGGGCAGUCAUGACCGUUGUCGUGGUGUUCGAGUACACCGCAGGAGCAACUAUUAGCAAGGGCUUGAACCGUCUAGUUGGUACUGUUCUAGGGGGUGGACUUGGCUCCCUUGUUGCUAUCAUUGCUCAGGAGAUUGGUGGAGUUGGAAAAGCAGUGGUCAUAGGCAUUUCUAUUUUUAUUUUGGGUGCUGCAGCUACUUAUUUGCGAACAAUACUAAACAUCAGGAAGAAGUACGAUUAUGGAGUUAUGAUUUUUAUCUUAACAUUAAGUUUAGUAUCCAUUUCCGGUGUUCGAGUGGACGAGAUAAUCCAUGUAGCGGGAGAUCGCCUCUUAUCUAUAUGCAUGGGAUUUGUCAUUUGUGCUUUCAUAAGCUUAUUCAUCUUUCCAAUAUGGGCUGGUGACGAGCUCCAUAGCUCAUUGGCUUCUAAGUUUAAUUCCAUUGCACAUGCUAUUGAAGAUUGUAUGAAGAAAGGGAUGGAUGAAGCAAGAAAACCUUUGCAUUGUUUGUCUGUACUUUCAUCUAAAACAAGCGAUGAAUCAUUGGCUUUGAAGGUUUCUAACACAGUCGGGCAUAAUUCAAGAUGAGUCGACUCCAAUUGAUUUCACGUGGUUAAGUCGGACCUUAAACCAUGAGAC
This is a messenger RNA of Phalaenopsis equestris, 1022 nucleotides long. Its product is annotated as aluminum-activated malate transporter 12-like. Gene Ontology annotation, cellular component: plant-type vacuole membrane. The record is from RefSeq and is a predicted model, not a curated record. The coding region runs from base 126 to 971 and encodes 281 amino acids. The transcript has 5 exons. Lineage: Eukaryota; Viridiplantae; Streptophyta; Magnoliopsida; Asparagales; Orchidaceae. Gene Ontology annotation, biological process: malate transport.